GCGUUCUUGAUUCUUGUCUGGUGAGGUUUUCUGUGAGUUCUCCGUAGGUGGGUGUAUUUCUCGCUCACUGCAUUCCAAUGGCUCCGAGCAACGUUCUUGGUUUCAGGGCUGGAGAAGACCCUCACGCGCUCGCUCUCUGUCUCUUGUCCCUUCCUUUCUCCGUACUUGCUCCGGUGUCCUUGCGAUGGACAAGAGGGGAAAAGGACGAGCAGUCCCUUCAACGUGAGAUGCGGACUUUGUUGCGUCGCUCCGGGCACCGUCGUGAGUGACAGACAUGCCACAAGUAUGUCACUCCACCGACAAGGGAACAGAAGGGCGAGAAGGACAAGGACAGUCCCCAGGACACGGAGCCAGCGAGCCAGCUCCUUGCUUCCUCCGAGCGUGAGCGAAGUCCACAGCCGCCCACGAAACGAACGGCUUUGCUCUUGGAGGACAGAGUCUCUUUCGACACACCCAGGUGACUUCAUGCGUACGAGCCAGACGGCAAGCGUAGGGGGAUGGCUACGUACGUACCUGGAUACUGUACCAUAUUGUGUGUGCCCGUAGGUGCCUUGGUUGCUUCCUUAUGCAGACAGGAAACAAGAGGGCGUUCCAUGAGUAAAGGUAGGCCAAGCAGACGAGUUGUUGGUCGGGUUACUUCGGGACGAGCCCCAAGAACUUUGGAGGGACAAGUCGAUUCCGUCCUCAGUCUGUCUUCAAUAUGCAUGAAAAAGCACGAAGUGGUGGUGGUCGUGGUGCGGAGGAGAUGGGACAGGGACGACUAUAUCGCUACUUGUUGCAACAGAGAGAGAAAAAUCCCACAAUAACGGACGAAUGUGACCAACAGCUUUAAUAUAAUUACACGAAACGUAUGCCCGUUGAUCCCAGUAGGGGUCUCUACGAGAGAG
Molecule: messenger RNA, 887 nt
Organism: Cladophialophora immunda
Lineage: Eukaryota; Fungi; Ascomycota; Eurotiomycetes; Chaetothyriales; Herpotrichiellaceae
Exons: 1
Coding region: 498-806 (102 amino acids)
Source: RefSeq, a predicted model, not a curated record